This is a messenger RNA of Gambusia affinis (western mosquitofish), 6768 nucleotides long. It is a transcript of the gene hspa12a, whose product is annotated as heat shock protein 12A. Lineage: Eukaryota; Metazoa; Chordata; Actinopteri; Cyprinodontiformes; Poeciliidae. Bases 308 to 2326 code for a protein of 672 amino acids. The transcript is spliced from 13 exons. The record is from RefSeq and is a predicted model, not a curated record.
AGGACAGGAGUGAAUGGGCUGGGCGGGGCGCACAGCGGCAGCGGCAGCAGCAGAGAGUCUGAGCUCCAACAUCCUGUCUGCUGAAGCCCCCUCCUCCUUUACGUUUACCGAAGACCCAACAGCCCUUUCCACAUGUGUUUGAAUGCAUUUCCCUUAAAAACGAGAAAGUGUCGAGAGGCCGAAGCAAACACCGAUUUACCAGCGAGCUUCUCGUUUGUUCUUCAGUUCCUGCGCGCCAGCAAAUCGGGAAAACUGCUCGGUGUUGCUGGAGGCAAGGCUCGGGGAGGAGGCUGAACUUCGCGACACGAUGACCGAAAAGGACACAGGAACAGAAAACAUAAUAACUGAUGAGAUGGCGAAUCCUUUGUCAAAGAGUGGAGGCGACCCGGGAAUCACCCCUCUAUCGCCGUCACAUAUCCAGCAAAGUGACACGGACCAGGUGCAGUCCGGACCGUCCUUUGUGGUGGUGGUCGCCAUCGACUUCGGCACGACGUCCAGCGGUUAUGCUUACGCUUUCACAAAGGAGCCUGAGUGCAUUCACACCAUGAGGCGCUGGGAGGGCGGAGACCCUGGUGUUUCCAAUCAGAAGACUCCAACCACCAUCCUGCUGACUCCAGACAGAAAGUUUCACAGCUUCGGAUACGCAGCCCGUGAUUUCUACCACGACCUGGAUCCUAGCGAGUCCAAACACUGGCUGUACCUGGAGAAAUUCAAAAUGAAGCUUCACACCACUGCAAAUCUGUCCAUUGACACUGAGAUCCACGCGGCAAAUGGAAAGCGAGUUAAAGCCCUGGACAUCUUUGCCUAUGCGCUGGCAUUCUUUAAGGAGCAAGCAUUAAAGGAGCUCAGUGAUCAAACCGGCAGUGAAUUUGACAACAGCAAUGUGAGAUGGGUAAUCACAGUACCAGCAAUCUGGAAAAUGCCUGCAAAGCAGUUCAUGAGGGAAGCAGCUUAUAAGUCUGCUCUGGUGUCACGUGAAAACCCAGAACAGCUGAUCAUUGCUCUGGAGCCCGAGGCCGCCUCCAUCUAUUGUCGUAAGCUGCGCCUCCAUCAGAUGGUGGACCUGGGCACACAAACCACCCAGAACGGCUUCAGCCCCAACGAUAAUGUGGGGAGUGGAAUGACCCAAGUGUCUCCAGCUAAGGAGCAUGCACGGCGCAACCGACAGAGCCGCACCUUUUUGGUGGAAAAUGUCAUAGGGGAGCUUUGGUCGGAGCUGGAAGAAGGUGACCGUUAUGUGGUAAUGGACUGUGGGGGAGGAACAGUGGACCUGACUGUCCAUCAAAUCCGUCUUCCAGAAGGACAUCUAAAAGAACUCUACAAGGCCUCGGGUGGACCUUAUGGCUCUAUCGGGGUUGAUUAUGAGUUUGAGAAGUUGCUGUGUAAGAUCUUUGGCCAGGAUUUCAUCGACCAGUUUAAAAUUAAGAGGCCAGCCGCCUGGGUGGACCUGAUGAUUGCAUUUGAGUCUCGGAAGAGAGCGGCGGCUCCUGAGAGGACCAACCCUCUCAACAUCAACCUGCCUUUCUCCUUCAUCGACUACUACAAGAAGUUCCGGGGUCACAGCGUCGACCACGCUCUGCGCAAAAGCAAUGUGGACUUUGUUAAAUGGUCAUCUCAAGGGAUGCUGAGGAUGAGUCCAGAUGCAAUGAAUACCCUCUUCAAACCGACCAUAGACCACAUCAUCCAACAUCUCACUGAACUCUUUGAGAAGCCAGAAGUUAGCGACAUUAAGUUCCUGUUCCUGGUUGGAGGUUUUGCUGAGUCCGCCCUGCUGCAGCAGGCUGUCCAGAACAUGCUUCAGGGCCGCUCCAGAAUCAUCAUCCCGCACGACGUUGGUCUAACCAUCCUGAAAGGUGCUGUGCUGUUUGGCCUGGACCCCAGUGUCAUUAAAGUGCGUCGUGCACCCCUGACAUACGGGGUAGGUGUCCUUAAUCGAUUCGUGGAGGGCAAGCACCCGCCGGAGAAACUGCUGAUAAAGGACGGAACCCGCUGGUGCACAGACGUCUUCGACACUUUCAUUGCUGCUGACCAAUCUGUGGCACUGGGUGAGAUGGUGAAGCGCAGCUACACGCCAGCCAAGCCUUCCCAACAGGUUAUAGUUAUCCAUGUUUAUUGCUCAGAGAAGGAGAGCGCAGGGUUUAUCAGCGAGCCCGGGGUCAGGAAGUGUGGGACGCUUCGCUUAGAUGUCAGUGGAACAGAAAGUUCAGCCCCACGCCGUGAGAUCCAGACCCUCAUGCAGUUCGGUGACACAGAGAUUCGAGCCAUGGCUAUAGACGUGUCCACAGGACGCACCGUCAAAGCUAGCAUCGACUUCCUAAGCCACUAAUGCUCGUACGACAGCCUAGCUUCCAGAAUCCCCAGAAGCAGUAGUCAUGAAAAUACAGCUUCCACAUAACAACUAUGAAUAGUACUAGAAAUUUGCAAAGUAUAAAAUUCCAGGCUCAGAUACGUUUGGUUGAAGAAUGUUGAUAGGCUUUGACAUGAUACCUCCCAAAGUGUUGGACUGUAGCUUUUAUGGUAAAGGGAUCAAAUAGAAAGUUUGCUUCAGCUGUCGCUGGUUCCCAUGUUUUCACUUUGUUUACUGAGGAGCUCUGUUCUGCUGAAAGGCUUAAAGCAAACACUGUUCUGAGAGCAGGAGCUCUGCGUUGUCAGGUCUAAAAGGGAACACCGUCAAUACUUGUCCAGUUCUGAUUUCUGUUCUCUGAAUACUUAGUCAUUAGUACUAUUGCACGUUAUCUCGCAGUGCACUGCAGAGGCGAUCCACACACAAAUCAUAACCUUCACACAGAACUCCUAUUCACACACGUUUUAUUUGCUCCAAAUUCCCCAGAACGCUGCACACGUAGGCGCUCCCAGGUAUCGGAACGGCUGACGUUCCUCAUCAUAACGUUCCUCUAAAUUAAGAUUGAUGCUUUUUUUUUUUUUUUUUUUUUUUACAGUAUCUCAGUCCAGUGUUCAAGGCACGUUGUGCAAAAAAAAAAAAAAAAAAAACUACUGUAGAUCAGUUUGAUAACUUGCCAAACUUUGAACAGUAUUUGCUUUCCGCUCACCCCCAACGGAAAGGGGUGAGUGGAAUCCUUGGUAUCCGUAACGAUUGUUAAGGAUACCAAGACCUUGCUAUCAUUUAGCAUCAGGUGCAUUUAGCAUAAACAAAUUUUCAUCUUUUUCCAAGUGUGAUUCAAUCCAUGUAAGACUAUAUAGUGCAAGUAACAAUUAUCCCAAGUCAUUUCCAGGGAAUGUCAAUGAAAGCAGCAGUUUUUUCAGAUAGCUUUGGAUUAGAAUGGCUCCUCAAUCUGUCUUCAUGGAGUCAGAGUCCUAAAGCUAAAUUAAUAAUUAGCCUUAAAUGAAUUAUGUUAGUGUCUGCAAUUAUCUUGUUCUUAAAAGUUACCCUUUUACCAACGGUCUACUCAUGUAGCCCCUAUUCAAAGUGGAGACGUUUGAAACACAACAUUUAGUCCGAUCUUCUUGAAAAAACUUUUUUUUUUUUUUCCAGACUAAGCAGAACGAUGCUGGAAACGCUGACACCUGACAGAUUCAAGUCAUUUCUUUCAAAACACUUCCUCAUUUCAGCACAACGUCCGCCGGGAUUUACAUCCAUAUUGUUGGGAAAAUAUGGAACGGAUUUUCAGCCUGGUUCGUUUUCAGCCAGCGUACGUAAAAUGAGUUCCUCAGAAUGCUGAUGUCAGUGUCAAUUUUCUUUCUAUAUUAACCAACUAUUAGCCACUAUUAAUCAAUUAAGUAUUCCUAUCUAAGAGGAAAUAGACAGAGCUUUCACUAACCUUGUUGUAUUGAACCCAGCAGCAAGCAGCUACAGUUUACUGUUUGGGAGAAAAAAAAUGUUAGUGACCUAAAUAACCAGACGGAACAAAGUUGCAGAAUUAUGACUCAUAUGUAUAUUUACUUUCAUCUGGACCAGUUUCACUGCAAAUAGUUUAAUAUUUAGUCAAUUCCAAAACUAGGUUAAUAAAAUUGAUGUUGAUCGUUGCAGACAUAUUUUGCACAUGAAUCAGCCAUCUGCUUUUUGGCUCCCUACCUGUGUUUGCAGGAUUGUUGUGACCUUGACUAUUUACCUUAGUUCACGUUCCUCUACUUUGGAUUACUCUUUUGAACACAACAGAUCGAAUUCAACGGAGCGCUGCUUUAUGUGAGGAGAAAUAAACUCGAAAGGGAAAUUGCAAACUGCUCCAAAGUCGAUCUGAAACGCAAGAACAGCCUUGACUGACCCUCUCUUUUUUUUUUUUCUUUUUUUUUUCUUUUUUUGCGAACAGUGAGCAGCUUUUGGACGCAGCGCUUCCUGCUUGGCAGGGCUUUGAUUCAGGUAGAACUGGGAAUAAAAACGUGCAGGCCAGAUCAUAAUAAUCACUUUUACUUCUAGAAAUACACUAUUUAAAUAUUGUACAGAUUCUUCUAAUGCUGUCAGAGCAGCUUUUGAAAUAAGAGUGCGUGCAUGUGUGAGAAUGAGUGCGUGUGUGCAGCCAAAAAUGUUUUCCUCCCCUCUUAUGCUCGUGUGACCAGUGCGGAUUUCUGUUCGUAUCACAUUUGAAAUGUGACCUUGAGCUCUGCAAACAUAAACAAAACUUGGAAACUUGAAUUGUUUAAAAUUAUGGCAAUGAACAAAUCUGUUUCCGCAUAGUAAAAUAAGGCUAUUUUUUAUUUAUUUAUUUUUUUUGGCUGUGCAAGUUUAUAAAAAAAAAGAAUCAUCAUGACAUUUUGCAUUUACAAGCUACGGAGCCAACUCAGAAAACGUCCAAAUAGUUUGGAUGUAUUUUUUCUUUCUUUCCUUCUUACGGAAAGUUUCUGUUUAUAUCAUAGGUAUGUGGUGCAUUUCUGUCCUACAAAAAAAAAAAAAAGAUUUAAAACUUCCGAUAUUUCACAACGAGAUAUUAACAUACAUGAAAAAACUUUAUGAAAACCUUAUAUUACAUUAAAAAGUGCCAUGGGAACUGUAAGAAUGGCUUACAGGUUUCAAUUUUACCGCAUGAACUGAUGAGCAGAUUAUUCUGAGAGAACGCAAAAGAAAAAGAAAAAAUCCUCCACGUCCCCUGGAGGCCUCCGUAGAUGUGCAUCAUGUUAGAGGAAAUAUUUUUUUUGAUCCAGUUUCUUCUUUUAUGGUACUGAUUCACAUUUGGAUCUCCACUUUGUCGUGGAUUUUUAUACAGACUUCAUUCACAACAGUUAGCAGGCCCAGUGUCUGAGCUUUGGUGGUAAUAACAACAUGUUGUCUUGACAACACAACCAUGUUUUCAUGAAGUUUUCACAGCCUGUAUCUAAACUUCCAAAACUCCUCCUCAGACAGAGCGUUAGGGUGGAUUCUUUGCACAUAAGAGAGACGUGACUGUAGAAUAAACCACAGCAUUUGCACACAAGCAUCAUUGGGGAGAGUUUUGUCUAUUGAGGCAACAAAUCUUAUUUCUAGAUGGAAAGAAAUGUGCAUUCUUAAUUUGAAGUAAAAUUAGCAAAUCAUUUGUGUGUUAUGACAUUCUUUUGACACUCCUAAAUAAUCAAAUUUCAUGGAGCUGUUAGUCUGCUUGUUUUUCUUGUAAAAGGACUGAGGCGUCAUAAGCAAUAACGUCUUAUGCAAACUUCUCCAGAUCUUUUUUCUUUUUUUUUUCCAGAGGACUUUCUCCAAGUCAAACAUGAUAUUUGGAAAAUGUUAGGACAGAAAAUGCAGAGUAUCAUUUUACCUUCUGGUCCAUACACUUAGCUUAGAAAACCAAUGUGACUUAAAGACAAAGUCUGCACUCAUCACUGACAUCUUUAUCUCCUUCUAUCACGUAAGCACCGCCAGCUUAAUUUAAUCAAACGUUGUUGUUUUUUUUAAUCAAAUCAAACAUUUCUUUUCGUUCCCAUUGUGCUGUUUGCCUCUGAACAGCAUGCUAUAUCUAUGUGCCUUUAUGCUGCUAAUAUUGCUGUUUUUCACAGAGCCUCUCCCUAAAUACAUAUUUCGUUCCGUUUCAUAAUGUCGCUCCAAAUCAGAACAAAACGUCAUCCCAGGGUCUCUUUCCAAGGCGUCUUCCAUUCAACUCAAUCGGUUUUAAACCCAAUUUAUCCGACUGGAACACAAGCGAUUGUCACUGCAUGCUGGUCCAGGAGGAAUGAAUGCUGCAAAACAAUGACUCAAUGCAAUUUGAUGGGUUUCUUAAGACACUUUUUAGACUGAUUUGAAGAAUUAACUGAAUUUAACGCACUGUUUUAUAACUAUGAUUCAUUUGAUUUGAUGUGUGAUUGAAUUGAAGGGAUUUUCUUUGUAAAGUGCCUCGAGGCAACGUUUGUCGUGAAUUGGCUCUACAUGAAUGAAGUGAACCGAACAGAACUGAGUUCAGGUCAUUUCGAGGGAGAACAGAAUAUGUUAGCUAGUGCCACAACUUUUGCUUUUCUAAUCUAACAAUAGAUGUUUCACAGACGUACUUGUCAGAGUAGUGUUUGAUUUAUGGCGAUGUUUGACAAAGGAAUUAAAUGCAGGGAAGAAAUUAGCAGUGAAACACUGUGUGACCACUUUUGAUACCACUGAUUUUCUCCUUUUAGAUUUCAGUACAAUAUUUUAAAUUAUUCUCUGAUUUUUCUGGUUCUUUUUUAUGCCACAGCAGAUAGAACUGUAUAUGUUAAUUUUAGAACUUAUACAUACUUUUGAUUUAUUUCAGGUUAUAGAACUGCAAUAGGAAAUUCAGUUUCAGUAGGGAAGACAUCCGUAAUUCCUUGAGACAUGGUAGGACAAACACACACGCAACAUAUAUAAAUAUAUAUAUAUAUAUAUAUAUAUAUAUAUAU